Lymnaea stagnalis (great pond snail) is the source of this 1378-nucleotide messenger RNA. NCBI's taxonomy places the organism in Eukaryota, Metazoa, Mollusca, Gastropoda, Lymnaeidae. The record is from the annotation of a GenBank genome assembly.
GUGCAAUACGAUGUGAUAAUGUCAAAGGAUGCAUUUGCCAGAGUGGAUGGAGGGGUACGAACUGUGAACAGGAUGUAGAUGAGUGUGCUGUUGUAGGAACCUGUCGGCCUGAUCAAAUUUGUGUCAACACCAAUGGAGCUUUCAUAUGCCGUUGUCCUGAUGGCUACACGGAGUCCAAUCAAACGUGUUCUAGUAAGUUUCAAUUUUGUUUAGUUUACUAAAUUUUAAUUUAUUGAUUUCAGAAAAGUCAUGUUUUUUUUGUUUUUGUUUUUUUUGGUUUCACAUUUUAAAAAUAAAGUUAUUCUUAAUAAUCAAGCAUGAUGGGGAAUAUUAUUUAAUUGAAAGUAAAAUAUAAUAGAAUUGAACAUAUAUUGCCGUUUAGACAAAUCAAAUUUAAAAAUUUGAAAUUUGCCUUUAGUUUGUACAGAAAUUCCAGGAAAAAAUAAAAGAAAACAUUAUAAUAUUUGGUAAAAUUAACAAAACUACAACUUGUCAACUCUUUGAAAGAAGAAUGUAAAAUUUGGCUUUGAUAAAUUAAAAUUUUAACAACUCUUUAGAAAUAAAAAAAAUUCUGCCUGUCAUUAGAUGUCAAUGAAUGCUUCAAUCCUUCUUUAAACAACUGCACACAACGGGAAAGCUGUAUAGAUGUACCAGGGACCUAUCUUUGUGUUUGUCGAGGAGGAUAUUUCAGGGCUAACAAUCUUUGUCAAGGUAAACCCUGCCCAGGAGUAAGGUCUUUUGAAUAAUGAGUUUACAAUAUUUCAUUAAGUUCAUAAAUGCCCUUUUUUUUUUAGGAAGUGUGGGGAAGGGGGGGGGGGGGGGUUAAUUNNGGGGGGGGGGGGGGGGGGGGGGGGAGGGUUAAUUUCAAAUUAACUAAAAUUAAAUCAGUAUGGGCUGUUAUAUCUCUUAGUUUUCUGCACUUGAGAUAUUGUUUUUUAUGUUCUUAUGUCAAAAGAUAAUGUAGAGAUUAUAUAUCUUCUGCUCUUGAUAUAUUUUCAUGUGGUUAUGUCAAAAGAUAAUAAUGUACGAAUUAUUAUAUCGUUGGAUUUUUUCUUGUAAAUGGAAAAACUGGGUCAAAAUUUUAGAGAGAGAACCUGUGUGUCAUCAAGUUUAUGUUUCAUAAUCAAUUAUUACUUGAUCACAUUCUUAAUUUUGUCAUAGUGAUGGAUGUACCUGAAUAUUUUUUUGAUAUCAAAUAGUUUGUUAUUUUAAAAAAUAAAUUCUUUUAAAUUUUGUGUCCUUUCUUUAGGCAAGCUUAACCUGAGUUUAUUGAAUUUUUGGUUUAGAGGGAUUUAAACAUUUUUUUUUCAUAAAAUAAUUGAAAUCAUUCUCAGAUAUUGAUGAGUGCAGCUCUGGUAUAUCUGGGUGUUCACAUCUU